GAGCACGUUUUGUCAGUACGUGCGGGCUUUAAGGUUGGGACUGGAGACUAGAAGGUGGGCGCUUCCUGCGCCUGUUGCCUGCUGAGCUUCUCCUGCGGGGCCGUACGGUGCAGACCUCAUGGCGGAGAUAAUCCAGGAACGCAUAGAAGAUCGAAUCCCGGAAUUGGAACAGCUGGAGCGCGUUGGACUAUUCAGUCGUGCGGAGAUUAAGGCUAUCAUUAAGAAGGCUUCUGAUCUAGAAUACAAAAUACAGCGAAGAGCCCUUUUUAAGGAAGACUUUAUCAAUUAUAUUCAAUAUGAAAUUAAUCUUUUGGAAUUGAUCCAGAGAAGAAGAACACGCAUUAAAUAUUCAUUUAAGAAGGAUGAGAUUGAGCAUUCUAUUGUUCACCGGAUACAAGGUGUCUUCCGACGUGCUUCAGCAAAGUGGAAAAGACAAGGUCUCGCUGAGUUGCUUAGCACCUUGCUUUUUGCUAAGGCUGACUUUGAACUCGCCAUCCUCCUGUCUCAGCCUUCUGAGCCACUGGGAUUACAGGAUGAUGUUCAACUUUGGCUGUCCUAUGUUGUGUUUUGUAAGAAAUGGGCUACCAAAGCUCAACUUAGCAAGGUAUUCUCUGCCAUGUUGGCUAUUCAUUCAAAUAAGCCAGCUUUGUGGAUUAUGGCGGCCAAAUGGGAAAUGGAAGAUCGCUUAUCUUCUGAAAGUGCCAGGCAACUGUUUCUUCGGGCUCUGCGCUUUCAUCCAGAGUGUCCAAAACUCUAUCAAGAAUACUUCAGGAUGGAGCUGAUGCAUGCUGAGAAACUGAGGAAGGAAAAACAAGAAUUUGAAAAGGCUGACAUGGAUAUGGGGAGUUUUGAUCAUUCUGAAGAAAUCCUUAAUGGCGAGUUGGCUCGGAUCAUCUACAAAAAUUCUAUAAGCAAGAUUAAAGGUGCAGAAUUUCAUGUGUCACUUCUCUCAAUUGCACAGCUGUUUGAUUUUUCCAAAGAUCUACAAAAAGAAAUUUAUGAUGACCUUCAGGCUAUGCACACAGAUGACCCUCUCACUUGGGAUUAUGUGGCACGCCGAGAAUUAGAGAUCCAGUCACAACCAGGAGAUGAGCAGCCUCUGACAAAAAAAGCCAGAGCAGCGGAGGUGGGCCGGAGGGAGGAGAGGUGCUGUGCUGUAUAUGAAGAGGCAGUGAAGACUCUGCCUACAGAGGGCAUGUGGAAAUGUUACAUCAAUUUUUGCUUGGAAAGAUUUUCUAAGAAGACGAGUAGUGAGUUCCUCAGAGGGAAGAGACUGGAAAGAACCAUGAUUUCAUUCAGGAAGGCACACGAACUCAAGCUCCUUUCAGAAUCCCAGUACAAGCAGUGGAUUGAGUUGUUGCUGCCCCGUGACUUCUUUACGGAAGCUCUGGAGGUGGCAGAAGCUGGGAUUGAAUUGUUCAAGGACUCCGUGACAAUGUGGCAGAUGAAGCUGCAGGUGCUGAUUGCCUCAAAGAGUCCUGACAUAGCCAUGUUUGUUGAAGAAGCCUUUGUGCACCUCAAACCCCAGGUUUGUUUGCCCUUAUGGAUUUCAUGGGCAGAGUGGAGUGAAGGUGCCCAAAGCCAUGAAGACACAGAAGCAAUCUAUAAGAAAGCUAUUUUAGCUAUCACAGGUACCAGCUCAGUAACUCUGAAGGAUAAAUACUUGGAUUGGGCAUAUCGAAUUGGUGGCAACAAAAAGGCCAGAACUGUGUUUAAAAGUUUACAGGAAAACCGGCCAUUUUCAGUAGAUUUUUUCAGGAAAAUGAUCCAGUUUGAAAAGGAGCAAGAAUCUUGUAAGAUGGCAAACUUAAGAGAAUAUUAUGAGAGAGCUUUGAGAGAGUUUGGAUCUGUAGAUUCUGAUCUUUGGAUGGACUACAUCAAAGAAGAAUUGAAUCACCCACUUGGUAGACCUGAGAAUUGUGGGCAGAUCUAUUGGCGAGCCAUGAAGAUGUUGCAGGGAGAGUCAGCAGAAUUGUUUGUAGCCAAACAUGCUAUGCAUCAGGCUGGACAUUAGUGAAGAGAAGAAUACAACGAACUUUGUAAAAUCCUCUUGCAAGCCUCCUGGACACUUUUGUAUUAUGAAUCAGUCUGUAAAUUGAGGUGACAGAUAAAAUGGCUGAUUGAUUUUGA
Marmota monax (woodchuck) is the source of this 2130-nucleotide messenger RNA. RefSeq names its product UTP6 small subunit processome component (gene Utp6). Gene Ontology annotation, cellular component: Pwp2p-containing subcomplex of 90S preribosome; small-subunit processome. Gene Ontology annotation, biological process: maturation of SSU-rRNA from tricistronic rRNA transcript (SSU-rRNA, 5.8S rRNA, LSU-rRNA). Lineage: Eukaryota; Metazoa; Chordata; Mammalia; Rodentia; Sciuridae. The transcript is spliced from 20 exons. Gene Ontology annotation, molecular function: snoRNA binding; protein binding. The record is from RefSeq and is a predicted model, not a curated record. Bases 119 to 2014 code for a protein of 631 amino acids.